Messenger RNA from Maniola jurtina (meadow brown), 3754 nucleotides. RefSeq lists its product as uncharacterized. The coding region runs from base 1754 to 3544 and encodes 596 amino acids. NCBI's taxonomy places the organism in Eukaryota, Metazoa, Arthropoda, Insecta, Lepidoptera, Nymphalidae. The transcript has 2 exons. Gene Ontology annotation, biological process: DNA integration. The record is from RefSeq and is a predicted model, not a curated record. Gene Ontology annotation, molecular function: nucleic acid binding.
AGUUUUUGAGUUUUUACAUGGCAACCCUUUACGUCGUUGUCAAAUGUCACUUCUAUUUUAAUUUUGCACAUAAUUGUAACCUAGCUUUCUGUUUCCACGCCUUUUAUAAAAGUUGAUCCUUGUAUUUUGAAUUUUCUUUAUUACACUAGUUGAACCAGUUAAUUUUUUAUAUUUUACCCCAACAUUUUGGUCCUUCAGACAACCGAAUAGUUUUAAUACUAGAAUACAAUAUUUCAAGGAUCGAGAGUCGAAGGAAUCGCCAAAAGGGAUAUCGUUUUGUCAAGCAAGUUGCCGCCAUCGAUGUAUAGUUGCCACGCAAGCUGUGACUGUUCUUCAGUGCGGACUGUUCUAUAGUUUCAGCCAAGAAUCUAGUGAUUGUGAUAUAGUGUAUAGGCUUAUCGUUCGCUUCCCGGUAUGGCCGAGGAAAAGGAGCUAAUUAAGAGACGGGCCAGUUAUAAAGGACGGUUAACAGCCUUCUCUAAUUAUCUAAAUAGUUUGAACGACUCAUUAAGUCAAAGUCAGCUGAAUGAGCUGCAGUUACGAGUAGGUAAGAUUGAAGCCCUAUAUCAAUUCUAUGAUGAAAUUCAAACCAAGUUGGAAUGUUUGGUGGACGACAUGUCAGUGCAGUUAGCAGAAAGAAAUGAAUUUGAAACUUUAUAUUUCUCUUUAGUUUCAAAGUCACAACAAAAAUUAGCCAAACAGUCAAAGGAUAGUGACAAUUUUAGUAAUCAUUCUUCGUCAGCCACCAACAAUCACAACUUAGUUAAGUUGCCUACUAUUCAACUGCCAAAGUUUAGUGGUUCAUAUGAGAACUGGUUAGAGUUUCAUGACACCUUUACAAGCCUCAUUCAUUGCAAUGAUAAUAUAGAUAAUAUAAACAAAUUUCACUACUUAAGAGCUUGUUUAGAAGGGACUGCAGCCGUCGUCAUAAAGUCUAUUGACUUCUCUGCUGAUAAUUACUCUGUAGCCUGGAGCCUACUUUGUCAACGAUUUGACAACAAGAGGUUAUUAAUUCAAAAUCAUGUUACAGCACUGUUUAAUAUUGAUUCUAUUAGUAAAGAGUCGUCUCAAUCGUUAAAGCGUCUUGUUGAUCAGGUAAAUAAAAACCUGCGAGCCUUAGAGUCAUUAGGUCAAUCUGUAGAUAAUUGGGAUGUACUAUUAAUACACAUAUUAACUCACAAGCUAGAUACUAAAACUUUUAGAGAAUGGGAAGAACAUAAAAGUCGGUUGGAUAAAGAAAUGCCUAUUACGUUGAGUUCAUUCACGGAAUUUAUUAAAAUACGGGCAGAUUUACUUGAAACUUUAGAAUUGUCUCGCAAUCAUCAUUCAUUAAUGAAACAUAAUACUAACAAUCAGCAGAAAGUCAAAAGCAUGGUGUGCAGCACUUCGCCAUCAAGGUCCAGCUUAGGCACCACUUCAAGUGACUCGUCUCCAUCCAGUUCGCCAUCCAAGAAGUGCCCUAAGUGUUUUGGUGAUCAUUUCUUGAGCAACUGUUCCCAAUUUUUGGAUCUCAGCGUUGAGCAAAGACGCUUCUCAACUCGCCUAUGGUAGUUGCGUGUACGUGCGGAGUGCAAACGAUCGCGGUGAAGUUCUCGUUAGCUUGCUGUUAGCCAAAAGCAGAGUGAGUCCUUUGAAGCCCACCACGAUACCACGUCUCGAACUUUGCGGAGCGUUGGCUAGUGUUCGCCUGUACGAAAAAGUGACAAAAUCGCUGCGAGUUAAAGUACGUAAAACCUUUUUUUGGACCGACUCAAUGAUUGUUCUAGGCUGGCUGAAAAUGUUGCCAAUUAAAUUACAGCCUUUUGUUAGGAACCGAGUCGCGGAAAUUCUGGAAGUUUCGGGUAAAGCUGCCUGGCGUCAUGUUCCGACUGAUUUAAAUCCAGCGGACCUUAUAUCGCGUGGUUUAGACCCAGCCUUAAUGCAGGCUUGUAGCUUGUGGUGGUCCGGUCCUGAGUUUCUAAAACAAGAUGAAAAUCAGUGGCCAUCAAAUCCCGAGUAUAAUAAUUCAAAAUCACUUCCUGAAACUAAAGAAGUCACGUUACAUACAAACGUUGAACCUACUCAAAGUUUGAUUGAUUUUAGUCGUUUUUCAAAUUUUUCACGUUUGAACCGAGCGAUUGCAUAUGCUCUUAAAUUCAUUAAUAAAUGUAAAAAACAAACUUGUGAUGAAUUCUUAACAAGCAGUGACUUACAAAAUGCAUUAAAUUUAAUUAUUAAAAUUUCUCAAAUGGAGUCUUUUUCAGAGUAUCAAUUAUUAAAGAAUGACAAAAAGCUGCCUAAAAAUAGCACUUUAAAUAAAUUUAACGUCUUUCUAGAUGAAAACCAAUUGAUGCGCGUAGGUGGUCGUUUAGAUAAUUCAGAUUUUUCUUAUGAUAAGAAACACCCAAUCAUUCUUCAGUCCUCACAUCCUGUUACUAGGUUGUUAUUUAAGCACGAGCAUAAACGACUUAUGCACGCAGGGCCACAACUGUUAUUGGCUUCUAUUCGCGAAACCUACUGGCCUAUUGGUGGUCGCAACUUAGCAAAGCUUUGCUAUCGUAAUUGCGUUCGGUGUAAUCGUAUGAGAGGCAAGGUAGUUCCGCCUUUAAUGGGAAACCUUCCAUCAAAACGGGUACAGGCAGGUGGUUACCCAUUUGAAAACGUCGGCAUUGACUAUGCAGGGCCAAUUUUAUCGGCUAGUCGUCAAGGCAGAGGCUGUAGACUUGUAAAGGUGUACAUUGUGAUUUUUGUAUGUUUUGCUACGAAAGCAAUGCAUAUUGAAUUAGUAGGUGACCUAACUAGUAAUAAUUUUCUUUCUGCGGCCCGGCGUUUUAUGAGUCGCCGUGGAAAAUCAAAGAAUUGGUAUACUGAUAAUGGCUCUUCAUUUAUCGGCGCAUUUAAUGAAAUUAGUAAAUUUUUAAAAAGUAACUGCAGCUCAUUGUCAGAAGACAUUGCCAAUGAGGGUGUCAAUUUUCAUUUUCUGGCUCCAUAUGCUGCUCACCAAGGUGGCCUUUGGGAGGCGGGCGUUAAGUCUGUCAAAUUUCACUUACAACGCGUAUUGGGUAAUUGCCAUUUAACGUACGAGGAACUUAAUACUGUGUUAGUUCAGAUAGAAGCAAUCCUCAACUCGCGCCCGCUUACACCGUUAUCUACGGAACCUGACGAUCUGAUGCCGUUGACACCUGGCCACUUCAUCAUCGGCCGACCUCUUACGUCGUUGCCAGCACCAAACUAUGUGAACAGCGCCACAUCACAGUUAACAAGGUACCAAAGAUUGGAGCAGCUUCGCCAACACUUUUGGGCUCGGUGGAGCAAGGAAUAUAUUGCCGAAUUACAAAAGCGAGGAAAAUGGCGCACUGGUCAAGGAGCCCUCAAAGUGAACGGCCUUGUAUUAUUAAAGGAUGACCAGUUACCGCCUCUAAAAUGGAAAUUGGGGCGCAUAGUUACCUUAUAUCCUGGUGCUGAUGGCAUAAGCAGAGUGGCAGAUAUAAGAACAUCUACUGGGAUAGUACGUCGUGCUUUUAGUAAGAUAUGUCCAUUACCAGAUCACGAAAUGUCCUGUUGAAAGCGAGCUUCCAACGCGCGGGGGGAUGUUGGAGUUUUUGAGUUUUUACAUGGCAACCCUUUACGUCGUUGUCAAAUGUCACUUCUAUUUUAAUUUUGCACAUAAUUGUAACCUAGCUUUCUGUUUCCACGCCUUUUAUAAAAGUUGAUCCUUGUAUUUUGAAUUUUCUUUAUUACACUAGUUGAACCAGUUAAUUUUUUAUAUUUUACC